Molecule: messenger RNA, 1917 nt
Organism: Bombina bombina (fire-bellied toad)
Lineage: Eukaryota; Metazoa; Chordata; Amphibia; Anura; Bombinatoridae
Product: cytochrome P450 2G1
Exons: 9
Coding region: 2-1489 (495 amino acids)
Biological process (GO): xenobiotic metabolic process
Cellular component (GO): intracellular membrane-bounded organelle; cytoplasm
Molecular function (GO): iron ion binding; oxidoreductase activity, acting on paired donors, with incorporation or reduction of molecular oxygen, reduced flavin or flavoprotein as one donor, and incorporation of one atom of oxygen; heme binding
Source: RefSeq, a predicted model, not a curated record
CAUGGAUAUUUUCGGACACCUCAUAUUACUGCUCCUUAUUCUCCUUGGUUUGAUGACCAUAAUCUUGUGGAAGAAAUGCAUCAGACUUCAUUACCGGCUGCCUCCAGGACCCACCCCUCUACCACUGAUCGGCAACAUUUUCCAAGUGCAUCCAAAAAGAUUUCUUGAAUCCUUACAAAAGCUCAGAGAGACUUAUGGACCUGUAUACACUGUAUAUUUUGGAUCAAAUCCAGUAGUGGUUUUGUGUGGUUAUGAAGUAGUAAAAGAAGCACUAAUCGACAAUGGAGAAUUCUUUGUUAACCGUGGGAAGAUGCCAUUGGCUGACCAUAUAAACAAAGGCUUUGGUCUCACAGGUAGUAGUGGCGAACGAUGGAGGACACUUCGACGGUUCUCACUAACUACUUUAAGAAAUUUUGGUUUGGGGAAAAGGAACCUUGAAGAGAGAAUCCAGGAGGAAGCACAGUAUUUAGUGGAGAAACUUGGAAAAAUGCAAGGCACACCCUUUGACCCCACCUUCCUGUUAAGCUGUGCUGUGUCAAAUAAUAUCUGCUCAGUGGUAUUUGGUCAACGUUUUGACUACACGGACAAGAAAUUUCUCUCAUUACUUAAUGAUAUCACCAGCAUCUUGCGUUUCAUGAAUUCAACCUGGGGACUGGUUUUUUUCAAUUUUCACAAGUUGCUACGCCACUUUCCUGGUCCACACAUCAGAGGGAUGAAGCACCUUAAAGAUAUACGAGAAUUUGUAAAGGAAAGAGUCAGACAAAGCCAACAGAACCUUGAUCCCAGUUGCCCACAGCAUUUUAUAGACUGUUUCUUAGUGAAGAUGCAGCAGGAAAAGCAGAACCCAUACACUGAGUUUCACAUGGAGAACCUAGUAGUGACAACAGUUAACCUAUUUUUUGCUGGGACAGAAACAGUCAGUACUACACUGAGAUACAGCUUCCUGAUCCUUAUCAAAAACCCAGAGAUUCAAGAGAAAAUACAAGAUGAGAUAGACAGAGUAAUAGGUCGUGACCGAUGUCCCUGCACAGAAGACAGAGUGAAGAUGCCCUAUACUGAUGCGGUUAUUCAUGAAAUCCAGAGAUUUAGUGACAUUAUCCCCACUGGCCUUCCUCACGCAACCACAAAUGAUGUCUUCUUCAGAGGUUACAUUAUACCAAAGGAUACAGAUAUUUAUCCAUUACUGACUACUGUACUUCAAGAUCCUGAACAUUUUCCAAACCCAAGGGAAUUUAACCCAGAAAGGUUCUUGGAUGAUCAAGGAAAACUGAAAAAGAAUUUGGCAUUUCUGCCAUUUUCUGCAGGGAAGCGAAUGUGUCCUGGGGAAGGCCUUGCCCGACUGGAAAUUUUUAUAUUCCUCACAUCGGUUCUCCAGAACUUUACUCUGACCACUGAUGUCCCUUUAGAGAAGCUGGACUUGACCCCUGACAUCAGCAGUGCCGGACACCUUCCUCGCCCAUACCACAUGUUUGUUCGCCAUCGCACUUAGAACCUUACUAUGCUACUAUUUAGAUACUGUAAAUGCAGUUAGCCUACAUAAAUUCUGCAACACUGGUUCCUGUAAAUAUACAGUGAUGGUGCCUAUGCUGUAGGAUAGCUUGUAUUCCUGAUUAUGUGUUAAAUAUACUUUCUAUUAAAUAUUUAUAAAAUAUAAAUUGUGAAUUUGUUGAUGAUUUAAAGGAGCAUGUUCAUCCUUAUUAAACGUUUGAGUAUAUUGAUAUUUGUGAUCUAAUUUUUUAUAUUAUGUGACUUUUAAACCCUUUCAGUAGCCGGAAUUUCAGAGAAAAACUUGCCAAAAGUAAAAUGUUUGCUUUCAUACCACUUUAACAGAAAUACAGCCUUAUUUUUUAUUUACCUAUCAUAACUAUAUAUAUUUUUUUAGUAGACAACCAAGGUAUUGAUUCAUGUUACUGUUUU